AUGUAUUGGCCCAUUGGCACGCCGCGCAUCUACGCAACCAGCAGCAGCCGAGCCCCGGACCUCAACCUCAUCGUCUCAGGCGACGGCCUCUCCAGCCCCUACCUCUCGCGCCCGCCAUCGCCCUUCUCCCCCGACGCCGCCUCGCGACGCGACGCCGCCGCCCAAGAUGACUUGGAGCUUCAGCCGCCGCCCACGCCCAUCACCCCCGCCGUGCAGUCGGUCGAGCAUCACGAGAAUCCCCUCAGCGACGCCGCCUCGGCCGCGUCCAACUCCGAGGCCAAUGGGGUGCCGUUAAAGGACCCAGUCUUGGCCCUGCGCGUCGCCCGCACCGGCCACCUCUUUGCCGUCAUCACAGCCACCUCCAUCACUCUCUGGCAGAUAAAGCCCGCCGUCGUUCUCGCCGUCGUCGUUCGAUCCGAAUCCUCGCUUCAGCUCUAUGGCAGAAAUGUCGACGUUCUGCUGCGACCCGACUCGGCCAUUCUCGUCGUCCAGACCGACCAGGGCUACCUCAUCACCUACUCCAUCGCCACAGACGCAGAGUCCUUUGUCUACAAGCCGCACUUUGCAAGCUACCACAACGUCCAGCGACGCAAGCAGAAACUCGUCGGGGCCCAGGCUGGCCUGCGGCCUGACCACUUUCUCUGGGGCCCGGGUGAGGGAGCCGGCGUGCGCGACGUCAGCGUGCGCUUCCGCAUGGUCAUCAAGGUUGACGCCGGCAUCGAGAGCGCCCUGGCCCUCGACGAGGAGCUCGUCGUCGCAACCAGGAAACCCGCCGCUGUGCAGUGCAUCCGCUGGACCCCGGACAGCACCGGCAGCCAAACCAGGACCGAGAUCAUGAGCCGCAUGGGCUGGGUGGAGAAAAAGUCGUGCAUAGUCGAGAUGACUUACGACCGCUCCAUGAACCUGGCCACAUGGAUCACGAGCGACGGACGCGCCUAUGCCGUCCAGCGCCAACUUCACCGUCCCGACGGCGAGAGGCCUGAAGACGCCGAGGCCAAGCGGCUUUUCAAGGGCCACUGCUUUCACGUCCCGCAGGGCCCAGGGGGUCACGCCCUCAAGGCCGUCAUCAAUGCCCGCUUCUCGCUCAUCGCCGUUGGCUGUGCUGAUGGGACGGUGCAGGUAUACUCGGUCAAGGACUACGCCGGCAACAUCACCCACUCUCACGCCCAAACCAUUCCAGUCUCGACGGCGGCCGCGGGCGCCUUUACGACCUUGAGCUACUCGCCCGACGGCUACUGCCUCUUUGCCGGCUGCGAGAGAGGAUGGUCCAUGUGGAGCAUGUUCGGCAAGCUUGGGAGCCACAGUUUUGGGGCUGACGAGGUCGCCUUGAGCAGCAAUGGCGAGCAGUGGCUCACGGGCGUCACCGCAGCGUCUUGGAUCGGCAGAGGCUCCGAGGUCCUCCUGGUCGGGCCAAGCCACGAAGCGGUUUGGAGCCUUGAGAUGGCCAAGAGCGCCGUCGCUGGCUGCUACAAUGAGGCCAACGUCUUCCGCACCGUGCUGCAGACGCCGAGCGCAGUCAUGGUCUACCGAGGAUAUGACCUCCCCGACCUGACCAGCAUCUCUGCCGAGCCAUUCCUUUGGCACACGGCCACCCUGCCGCCGACUUACUUGCUCAACCAGUGGCCGAUUCGGCAGACGGUCAUAUCUCCCGAUGGCCGCUAUGUCGCCGUAGCGGGCCGCCGUGGCCUGGCCCACUACAGCGUCAACAGUGGCCGCUGGAAGACGUUUGCCACCGAGGCCACGGAGAACGAGUUUCAAGUCAGAGGAGGCAUGUGUUGGUAUCAACACAUUCUGGUGGCCGCCGUGGAGAGCAACAGGACUUUUCAAAUCCCGGCACCAGUAGUACUCGUCACGACGUCGGGCGAGGAUUCCCUGCUGGUCUACACGUACGAGAACCUACUCUACCACUUCAUCUUCACCCCGUGGGCCGAGUCGGUGCGCCUGGUCCAGGUUGGUCAGAUUGCAUUCCACGGCAUCGUUCGCUCGCCGGCUAGGGUUCGCGGACUGAGCUGGAUUCUGCCCGAAAGCCAGCUGGUCGACGGAGACCCCUCCCAGGAUGUAUCCGUGGCGUCAGUCAUCUUCCUGGUCGACGGCAAGCUCGUGCUGCUCAGCCCGUCGCUCAACGACGAGGGCCAGCUCAAGUACGACAUGCGCAUCGUCGCGCAAAACGUCGAGUACCAUGCCAGCAUGAGAGACCAGCCGCUGCUCAACGUGACGCGGCUCUCAGACGGCGACUCGCCGCGACGCGGACCGCCCGCGCUGCGCGACUCCCUGUGGGUGUUUGACGGGGCCGAGGUUAAGGCGUGGGUCAGUGUGCGCGAGGUGCUGGACGCGGCGUCUGGCGAUGGCGGGAGGGAGUUGCCGGCUCCGGUGUCGGUUCCCGUUGACUUUUACCCGCUUUCGUUCCUGUCGGAGAAGGGCAUUAUUCUCGGGGUCGAGUCCGACUUGGUACAGCGGCGCGAUAUUACGUUUUCCUAUUUUCACUUCGCAAUCAGGACGCAUCUCGUGCUUCCGGACGUGCUUCGAUUUUACUUGCGCCAGAACAAGACUGUCGAGGCGGGUUAUCUAGCAGGGCAAUACCACGGCCUGGAGUACUUCUCGCACGGACUGGAAAUUCUACUCCACCGCGUGCUGGACGAGGAAGCCGAGACAUGCCCGCGGCCUGAAGAAGCUGUGUUACCGCGGGUGCUGUCGCUCCUGUCGUCAUCCAAGGACUACCUCGACAUUGUGCUACAAUGCACUCGAAAGACGGAAGUGCGGCAGUGGAAGACGCUCUUCGCCUACCUGCCGCCGGCGCAAGAGCUCUUUGAAGAGUCGCUGCAGCGGGGCUCGCUCAAGACGGCGGGGGGCUACCUGAUUGUGCUGCAUACGCUCGAGGAGCUCGAGUCUUCGACGGAGCAGUCAGUGCGCGUGCUGUCGCGGGCAAUACAAGAGGGGGACUGGGAGUUGUGCAAGGAGCUGGCUCGCUUCCUGGCGGCCAUGGAUGAGACAGGGGAGAUUUUGCGCGAGGCCAUGGGCCUGGUCAACAUGGAGCUCAAGGGGAAGCCGGCCGCGGAGCACGUGGGCAGCCGGCUCGGGAUUCCGCUGUCCAGGGUCGCCAACGGACGCGGCAGGAGGGGCAGUGGGGAGGAUGAGUCGGACGUGCGGUCGGGGAGCGAUGAGUCGGACGUGCGGUCGGGGAGCGAUGCGUCGAGUGUUGCUUCUACGGCGAGUCCGCUGAAUGAGUCCCGCCUUGUCUGA
Molecule: messenger RNA, 3240 nt
Organism: Hirsutella rhossiliensis
Lineage: Eukaryota; Fungi; Ascomycota; Sordariomycetes; Hypocreales; Ophiocordycipitaceae
Product: RIC1 domain-containing protein
Exons: 4
Coding region: 1-3240 (1079 amino acids)
Biological process (GO): intracellular protein transport; retrograde transport, endosome to Golgi
Cellular component (GO): Golgi membrane; cytosol; Ric1-Rgp1 guanyl-nucleotide exchange factor complex
Molecular function (GO): protein binding
Source: RefSeq, a predicted model, not a curated record